Siniperca chuatsi (mandarin fish) is the source of this 763-nucleotide messenger RNA. Its product is annotated as leucine-rich repeat-containing protein 72. The record is from RefSeq and is a predicted model, not a curated record. The coding region runs from base 62 to 661 and encodes 199 amino acids. NCBI's taxonomy places the organism in Eukaryota, Metazoa, Chordata, Actinopteri, Centrarchiformes, Sinipercidae. Gene Ontology annotation, molecular function: protein binding. The transcript has 7 exons.
GCACAACAGGAGUUUCCUGGCAACAGGUGUGGCUGGUGUGAAAAUCCAAAGGUGACAGACAAUGGAGGUGGCCAAGGUCAUAAAGGACUUUCUUCAGAAGCGUGGAAUAAGGAGGGACGUUGAUGUUUGCCAACUCUGCCUUGCCACAAAAAAACUCAACAGUGUCCCUGACUUAUCAAGAUUUCAUUUUCUGAGGGAGUUGUGGUUGAAUAACAACAAGAUCAGAGAGCUCAGCUGUCGUUCCCUCAACUGCUGCUUGACUGAACUUUACCUCCACAAUAACAACAUCAAGUCUAUUUCUGGGGCCCUAAAUCAUCUGACCUGCCUCCGACUUCUUUUUCUUCACAACAACCAGAUCAGAGGGCUGGAGGACACGAUGCACGAGCUCAGGAGGAUGCAGCAGCUCCAAAUUGCAACUUUUUUCCUCAAUCCCAUCUCCCAUGAACCUGGGUAUCGCCACCAUGUGAUCCACCGCUUACCUUCUAUCCAGGUUUUAGAUGGAAAAGAGGUGAAGUCAGAGGAGAGGAAGAGGGCCUUCCAGAUGCACAGCCAGGAGCGUCAUCGUGUCCUCCAGUCUGUGGCCUUCUGCAGACGGGCAACGAAGUCCACAAGCAGAGAGGAUGUUUGUUAUUAUCUUGGCAAACAGUCCAGAUAUAAGUGAUGAGCUGGUCACGAACGAGCCGUAUCCUUUAAGUGAACGAUGGGAGCAGAAAUAUUUUUUGUUUCAUAUUAUAUCAUAGAAAUUAAACUGAAAUAUACUGUA